UCCUCCUGCAAAACACAAACAGAAAGUUGACAUAUUUUCCAUUUUGCAUCCUGUCUGGAUUAUCAUAUGGCAAGUGAUUGGAAACGUGUAGGGUGUUAUGAAAUUUAAAGUGUAGCAUGAGCAAGCGAGAUUCCGUGCCAGGGCGCCCGCCCCCACCCAAAAGUAACUCCAUGAAGCUCAGUUUUAAAUCUCUUGAGCAGGAAGAAGAAGAUGAGGGUGUUUUGACCUCCAUGACAGGAGAGCUUGACAAAAAAGUUUCAGAAAAUCGUAAAAUUAAUGAAGGGAAUAGAGCCCUUGGACGGACAGCAGAUGGACGCACACUGCCAAAGUCACAACCAGGGCAAAAAGUUAAAGAAGAGGAUAAAAUAUCAAGAUGGAAACAUAACUUGUUAGAGAUAUCAACUGAAGUUCGUAAAAAAGUUUCUGCAAAGUUAGAGGACUUUUCAAAGGAAAUUGCUCCAGAACCAGAGACUGAAACUUUGGCAGGUAAAACCAAACCUGCAAAACAGAGGAGCUUAGACAACUCAGAUUUACCAUCAUUUGUAAAGAAAGAGGAAAAUAACAGUGAGAAAUUCUUUGAUGUUGAAAAAGAGCCAGAUCAUAAAAUUAGAGAAACUGUGGAUGACUUUCAGCUUGUGGAUGAUUAUUACCAGGAACCUGUGGAAGAUUUCAGUGGAGUUCAGACAUUUCCUGACCUCCGUUACCGUAAUCGCACUCUUCAACAGAAAAUUCGACGCACCAAAUCCAAUGUCACAACGGGAACUGUGUCACUCUCAAAUCUAAAGGCCCAAGAGGAGGUAGUGGCUGAAACAAUAGAAAACAUUAGUGCUCAGGAAAAUUCUGCCUUCAUGUAUCAGACUACCAACACAUUAACAGGACCAGCAUCAAAUCAGGGUUCUGCUGUCGAGAGAAAAAAUGAGAGGAGUCUGGUCCCAUGGCGUAAUUUGAUAAUAGGUAUCAGUUGUUUGGUUGUAUAUUGGAUUUUACCCCUCCCCACUUAUUUUUCUGGAGUAAUAUUUGGGGUCCUUAUUUCCUCCCUAUGGUGGAAUCUAUACAUCUGGGUGACACGGCCAUCCCCACCCAAGGAAAAACCAGAAAUGGUCCCUUUAGAAGAACUGCCACCAUUUAUUCUACCAAAUAUGAAAGAGACAAAGUUUAUUGAUGGAGUUUAUAAGGGUUGGAUGAAUGAAAUAGGAGAGUAUGAUCCUUUUAAUCACCAUAUCAACAACACACACCCAGUACAAGUGUUACUGGAGGGGACCACACUAAGAUUACGAAGACCCAAAACCAAUGUCCCACGGAGAGCCAUGUGGGAUGAAGAAAAAAUCAUAGUCAAGGAGUUCAUUCAUCAGAGACAUUUCGAUAUCAAAGGCAGCAGUAUCUCUUUGGUGCCACAAGAGUUGGUGAGCAAAAGGUUUUGGAGUAAGAAGUAUCCAAUUCGUAUUGGGUUUGCCACAGCUGGAAAGAAAAUGAAGCAGCCAGAUGCAGACACUCCGGAUACUGAGGCUGGAUUUGAACUUGUGACAGAGGAAAGGUGUGAUGAAAAUGUUGUGUAUUUAUUUGCCAGAACUUGCCGGGAUAAAGAGGACUGGUUCAAGAGACUUAUUGCAGCAGCUGAAGGAACACCACUCAAGAAUCCCAUCGGACAAAUUCGAAAAUUUUAUGAGUCACCCAAGAACAAAGUUGAGCAAAGAAACAGCACCAGUUCUCAAGGUGACAACCUAUCACAGAAACGUCAAGGUUCAGUGGAUAGUUUAACUCAUAAACGUCAAGGGUCAACAGAUUCUGUAUCCUCUGUUAGCUCAUCACCAACUAGUGAGAAAGAGGAGAUUCUGACUUCAGAACAAGAGAUGGAACUUUUUGUGAGAUACAUGAGUAGACUGAUGCCAGGAGAAAUGUAUGAUAGAUACGCUUCAGUGUAUUCACAGACUCACCCGGUCAUUGAGUGUGAAGAACAGCUGUUAUGGUUGAAUGCUCUCAUUAGUCGGUGCUGCUGGGACUUCCUCAGACUUUCUACCUGGUCGGAAAAAGUCAGGGAGAAACUCCAAAGGAAGCUCGAUACUAUUCAUAUACCUUAUUUCAUCGAAGGAUUAAAUAUCACUGAAGUAGUGCUUGGUAACCAAAUGCCAGUCAUUCGGAAGGCAUCUAGGCCGUUCUUUGAUGAAAAUGGAUUUUGGAUAGACUUGGCGCUGAAUUAUGGAGGCGGUUUUCGGAUGACAAUUGAAACAAAAGCUAAUUUAAUGAAACUGAAAGAUCCAGUAGCUGUUAAAGAGAAAGAAGAAAAAGUCAAAACAAAAAAAUUAGCAAUCACUGAUGAGGAAGCAGAAGACAGUGCAGAAUCAUCAACAGAUGAGGAAGAAGAAAGUGUUGGAGAGGAAGAAGGUGGCAGUGGGAAAGCUGGUCAAAAGUUCAUGCGAUACUUGAAUAAGUUGACUCAAUCAAAAUAUGUCCAGUCAGCCAUGGACUGGAAAUAUGUCAAAAAAGCAAUGGAGGAGGUGUCAAACACUCCCAUAAUCCUCACUGUGGAGGCCCACUUCCUGUCUGGAGAACUGGCCCUGAACAUUCCUUUCCCACCUACAGACAGACUCUGGUAUGGAUUUAGAGGAAAUCCUAAAUUAACCUUAGUAGCAAAACCCAAAGUUGGUGCUAGACAAGUCACUGUAACCCAUAUCACAGACUGGAUUGAGAAAAAACUUUCAGCAGAAUUCCAGAGAACCUUUGUGCUACCUAACAUGGAUGACCUUAUUGUUCCUCUGUUUAAAGUCUACAAUCCCAAGUCAGAAGAUAAAAAUAAUGUUUGACCAGUCUAAACUCUGGCAAAGUGUACUUAGUAUUCAUCAUUGCUGCAUUGAACUUCAGCUUGUCUUCAGGCUUUAGAAUUGGGCUACUGUAUGUAAAGUAAAAAAGGGGGGAGGUAUCAAUGAGGAUAAACAUAUACCUGAGUAUUUUAACCCAUUUUUCUGACCUUGCAACUUAAGAUACAAAAAAAUAUUUUUUUAAAGUCAUUUCAAAGCAAAAGAUACAUUUCAAAAUGGAUUUUCAGAGCGAGCACCUCAAAAACAUUGAUACUGUUGAAUAUGAAGAACUUGCACAUAUGGCUUUUCAUCAGGAAGUACAUGUAUAUACAGUACAUUCAUAAUAAUUUUGAAACCCUGUGAUGUGAGACAUGUAAGAUUCCUGUCUGCUGACAUUUGCUUCCCCACUGCUGUUGCCUACCUCCAGUUCUGCUUGAGUGAUCUUCCCCACUGCUGUUGCCUACCUCUUGUUCUGCUUGGGUGAUCUUCCAUAAAUUUUAAGACUGCAAUAAUACUUUUAUACUGGGCAUAUUGAAAGAAAUAAUUGGCAAGUUAGUUGAUAGGAAGAAAAACCUAUUACAUGGUUAUAAAAUAAAGAGAAAUGUAUUGUUUUUCAGGUUUUUAUGGUACAUAUUUUUUGUUGGUAGACUAAAUACAGAAAUAUCCAAUAUUAGAUAAUGAGAAAUUUUUGCCAGUAGUUUGUCUUUUUUUUUUUUUUUCUCUAUUUUAACUACGCAAUUAAUACACCUGCACAGUUGAACCUCUGUAUCUCAGUCACUGAUGGAAUAGGUUAAGUAGUGAGUUGGUGAUUCCUUUAGUAUUUUACUGGUAAUUUAUUGUUAUUUCUAGCUCUCAAUAUCAACCCAAUCAAGAUAUUGACUGUACAUGAAUGAUGCUAAGGUAGGCAUAUGUUUACUGUAUUAAAAAUUAUUAGGAAAGUUCUUGUAACACUUUUUAUAGACUUGGUAUGCUUGCAUCCCCACCCCAAAAUAUUUUUGAUAUUGUUAUAUACAUUUGCUUUGAAAUUAGUGAAGACCAAUCAUAACUGUGAUACUUUAAGCACUUCAAAUAAAUGAAAACUGCUGAGUACAAAUACUUUUAAUGAAAUAGAUACUAAGUUUUUGAAAGAUGCAAUUUUAGUUUAUAUUUUUCCCAUUAUAUGGCUACCAUAUUGGAGGCCAAUGUUCAUUAUUUAACCAACUUUAAUUAACUUGUUAUACUGUCCAUUGUGGUGUAGGAAAAGUUGUGUCCCCUUAAAUUUAGAAUUUUGUUUUAUAAUGAUUUUUCCAAAAUACAUCUGCUACACAUGUUUAAAUUUGGUAAGACAAAGGAGAAAAAUCACCAGGUUGAUCUCCAAGAUGGCAGCCAUAGGAAAUAACUCAGAGAAAUAUGUCAUAUGAAAACUAUCUUUGUAUGGCAGAAAUUUGAAAUCUUUUGUAAACAGAGGUAAAAAGAUAGCACAGAAGCAUAUACAUAUGAUCCUCUUUGACUCCUCCCCCACUUUAUGGGGUCAGAGAGUUCUGUAUUUAGAAAACAUGGUAUUUAAUGGUGCUUUUGGUACUUCAUUUGAUAUGACUGGGUUCUUUUUUAGUAUUACAUGGACUGUUUUCAGACUUUGCUCAGUGGAUCUUUGAAGUGGCAGAUAGUACUAUGAACUCUAUAAUGUCUUGAAAUUCUCUGGCUUUUGUCUGUAGUUUUUAGCAGUUUCCUCCUACAGUAUUGCUGAAUAAAACCACAUAUGAAUACUUCAUUCAAAAUAGGUAAAUAAGUAGUUGAAUCUUUAAAAUAAUAAUUUUAUGCAAAGAUGUGUCAAGUUAGCAGACUUCCAAUCAUAGACGAUACUGAGGUCAUGAAGUACACUCAAAAUCCCCUCCCUAGAUUUUUUUACUACAUGUAUUUAUCAACAAAUUUGUGUGUGUAGGAGGGGGAGGGGGGAAGACUUGUAUUCUUAUUACAUACUCUGUACUUAUAAAGAAAAAUGGGAUGCACAUCAACUAUUUGUAACCAGUAUUUGCGCAAUAAGCUUGACUGUGUGCUGCUAACACCUGGUGCAUAAAUAUCAUUGUACAAUGUAUAUGUCAAACAAUUCAAGACAUUUUGGUGUUAUUGAUGUUGGUAGCAGUACAGAAGCAAAACUUGCCAAAAUUUGACUUGGGUUUAUGUCCGUUAUCGACAACAAUAUGCUUGGAGCAAAUGAUUUCUUAAAUAGCAUUUACUUAACUUUUUUUCUCAGUAAGUUGCUUUUGCAUAUCUGACAUAUGUUUCAUUAUUCAUUAUUUCAAAGAGUUCUUGAAUAAAGGUGUUUAUCUAGUUUUUUUAAUUUCUAAUGUACACAUAUUAUGGGUGUAUUUAUUUCAUUUUUCAACAAAUGUCUCAUUUCUUGCAAUAGAAUAGAUUCCUCUGUAUACCUGUAGUAACAUGGUUUGCUGUUUUUUCUUUGUUUUGAAAUUGUUAAUUUAUCUUUUAUGUAAUGAAUGCUCUAGUGUGAGAUGGAAGCCAAUGGUGCCAUAUGUUUAUGUAUACUCUUGUUGCUAAUAAAAUAAUUAAGACAUUAA
This is a messenger RNA of Saccostrea echinata, 5350 nucleotides long. RefSeq names its product testis-expressed protein 2-like. Gene Ontology annotation, cellular component: endoplasmic reticulum. Bases 117 to 2801 code for a protein of 894 amino acids. Lineage: Eukaryota; Metazoa; Mollusca; Bivalvia; Ostreida; Ostreidae. The transcript has 9 exons. The record is from RefSeq and is a predicted model, not a curated record. Gene Ontology annotation, molecular function: lipid binding.